Cottoperca gobio is the source of this 867-nucleotide messenger RNA. It is a transcript of the gene ccdc12, whose product is annotated as coiled-coil domain containing 12. The transcript is spliced from 7 exons. The record is from RefSeq and is a predicted model, not a curated record. The coding region runs from base 64 to 594 and encodes 176 amino acids. NCBI's taxonomy places the organism in Eukaryota, Metazoa, Chordata, Actinopteri, Perciformes, Bovichtidae. Gene Ontology annotation, cellular component: post-mRNA release spliceosomal complex; U2-type spliceosomal complex.
CAGGCCACUGCAAUCGAUGUGCUCGACGGUCGUUUUGACAUCCUCAGUCAGGACCGUUAAUGGAUGUCAGAGAUCAUUGAGCGGCGUGUAGCGAUAAACAUGGAGCGAAAUGUUGGUUCACUACAGGAGCAGGCCCUGAAGAGAAAAGAGAGGCUAAAAGCAAUAAGAGAUAAACAACUUCACACUGGGCCAGAGCAGGAAGAUGGGGAGCCAGAGAACAAAAAAGCUUCACUCGACGAGACUAUUGAAGAAAGGCACAGAGAACUGAAGCUGAGGAAUUACACACCAGAGGAUUUAGAGCUGAAGGAGAGGCAGGUGCCCAAAGCUAAACCUGCAUCAGUGGAGGAUAAAGUAAAAGACCAGUUAGAGGCAGCUAAUCCAGAGCCCGUCAUUGAAGAAGUGGAUUUGGCCAACCUCGCCCCAAGAAAACCAGACUGGGAUCUAAAGCGGGACGUGGCAAAGAAACUGGAGAAGUUGGAAAGGAGAACACAGAGAGCCAUUGCUGAGCUCAUCCGGGAUCGUCUCAGAGGCAGUGAGGAGGAGUUGGCUGAAGCGGUGGGAGCCGUUGGAUUGGAGGAGGGAGACUCAGACUGAAUCCGAGAUGUGACAGAUAAAAAAAAAAGAGACUACAGAAGAAUGGCCUCGGUCUACUGGGACAGUAAUGUCACAUCUGUGUUGUGCUCAAAGACUGCAGGGUGUAAUGUUUCUGUCAGGUCUUCAUAUUCCUGCCAUGUAUCAUUACAUUAUUACAUAUUAAUAUGUAGUAGUACAUUCUGUGUAUGUGGUUUAUUGAUGUGCAUUGGAAAUGUAACAUGAAUAUUUUUCUGUAAUUGUUUUAUAUUUUCAAGUAAAAUGUGAAUUUUUCAA